This is a messenger RNA of Trematosphaeria pertusa, 1383 nucleotides long. RefSeq lists its product as uncharacterized. The record is from RefSeq and is a predicted model, not a curated record. The transcript has a single exon. Gene Ontology annotation, molecular function: nucleic acid binding; endonuclease activity. Lineage: Eukaryota; Fungi; Ascomycota; Dothideomycetes; Pleosporales; Trematosphaeriaceae. Gene Ontology annotation, biological process: DNA catabolic process. Bases 236 to 1255 code for a protein of 339 amino acids.
UUCCUCAUCUAGGCGAUAUCCCGGAAUGUGGUCAAGCGCCUGCCUGUUCGGGUUAGUAAACCGCGGCUCUACGACAAGCUUCUGGGGUGGCUGUGUGGCGAUCGUGAACGGCGAUGCCCGAGUGGCAGAUACACCUGCGUAACCUUACAGCUGUGGCCCGAGUGGUAUAUAAUUCUCUACUCUGCGCUCGCAUUUCUUACUACGCACGCCAUUCUCCCGUCGUCCACUUGUCAAAAUGGCACCCCUAAACAUCACAACCCUCUCCCUCUCCCUCCUAGCCCUCUUCUCCCGCGCAUCCGCCUGGGGCACCCUCGGCCACGACACCGUGGCCUUCAUCGCGCAAUCCUUCAUCUCCCCCGCCACAGUCACAUACACCCAAACUCUGCUAAACUCCACAUCCUCCUCCUACCUAGCCAGCAUAGCCACCUGGGCCGACUCCUAUCGCUACACAGCCGAAGGCGCCUUCUCCGCCCCGCUACACUACAUCGACGCCCUCGACAACCCACCUACAUCCUGCGACGUGGACUUUGACCGCGACUGCCCGGAGGAAGGAUGCAUCGUGUCCGCGAUCGCGAACUACACGGCGCGAAUGAAAGACGAAGCAUUGGGGGUAGACGAGCGGCAGAAGGCGCUGAAGUGGGUAGUGCAUUUCCUAGGCGACAUCCACCAGCCGCUGCACGUCGAGAACCUCGCCGUGGGCGGCAACACCAUCAACGUGACCUUCGACGGCGCCGCGACCAACCUGCACCAUAUCUGGGACUCCAACAUGGCAGAGAAGCUCAUCGGGGGCUACUCGCUCGACGACGCGAGGGCCUGGGCCGCGGAUCUCGUGGCUGACAUCAAGAGUGGGAAGUACGCUAACGCGAGCGUGAGCUGGCUCGAUGGGAUUAAGCCGAAUGAUAGCAUUGCGAGCGCUAUGCAUUGGGCUAGCGAUGCGAAUGCCUAUGUGUGCAGCACCGUGCUGCCGGAUGGCCAGGAGAGCGUCGAGGGCAAGGAACUCGAUGGCGCGUAUUAUGAUAGUGCGAUUCCGGUGAUUCAGAUGCAGAUUGCGAAGGCGGGGUAUCGGUUGGCGGCGUGGCUGGAUCUGGUUGUUACGGGCGAGAUGGGGGUGCGGAAGGGUGCGGUUUAUGGGAGAGAUGUUGAGACUGAGAGGGUGAGGAGGGGGAAGGUGGAGCUGCAGGAUUGGAUGGUGGAGGCGAGGAGGGUGAGGAGGGCGUAUGGGUGGAAUUGCGGGGCGGAGGGUCAUCGGCAUUGAGAUCGUUUAGAUUCUAGAAUACGUUUUGGUUUCCCGGAUGUGCGCCUAUGGAUCCCCCGAAGCUUCGCAGCGAUACUCGUUCGGGUUGCGCAUGAGAUUUUCUGAUAGGCCCAAAUAGCAACUCACCA